UGACGUGCCAUGUUCUUUGGUUGAAAGACUAUAAUUUAGACACCCCUUUCAAAGAGAGAGUGAAGUACUGCCUUUGAUAAUGACUAGAAAGUAGGAAAAAGGGAAAUAAUAAGGGGAGAAAGAAAAUGAAGAUUUCUAUUUAAAAAUUUAGUUGUUUCAGGACAUGCAGAUAGGAAGAAACCAGAACAGUCAUAGAAUAGUAGAGGUUGGGAAAAUGACGCCUUCCUACCUUCUGGGGCUGAUGGUGGCUGUAUUCUGUGUUUCUGGGAUGUGUUCCACCGACCCGGAGAAAGUUCAGAUUGAUGACCAGGUCCAGGAGAAACAACCUGGCAGGAUAAAUCAAGAUUCCUCUGCAAUAUUCACCAGCAACGCUGACUUUACCUUCAAGCUAUACAAGGAGCUUGCUUCACAAUACCCUGACAAGAAUGUCCUUUUCUCUCCCCUGAGUCUAUCCACUGCCUUUGCCCUCCUUUCUCUGGGGGCCCAAGGAAGCACCCAGACUCAGAUAUUAGAAGGCCUGAGAUUCAACUUGACAGAGACUUCAGUGACUGAAAUUCACAGAGCCUUUCAAGAACUCAUUUACUCUCACAAUCUCCCAAAUGAUGAGUUCCAAUUAAGCACAGGAAAUGCUUUGUUUGUUGACAAAAGUAUGGAAUUGCUAGAGAAGUUCCAGAAUGACAGUAAAGUUUUUUAUUCAGCCGAAGUUUUUUCUACUGACUUCCAGGAUUCUGGUUUGGCAAAACAAUAUAUCAAUGAUUAUGUAAAGAAGCAAACCCAAGGAAAAAUCAUGGAGUUGUUCAAGAGCCUCAGUAAAGACACAAUAAUGGUACUUACGAAUUAUAUAUUCUUUAAAGCUAAAUGGAAAAAACCAUUUAAGUCAUCUUACACUUCAGAGCAGAACUUCUUUGUGAGUAAAGACGAGAUUGUUAAAGUUUCCAUGAUGAAACUGGAUAAUUUUUACACCCGUGUUUUUCAUGACAAGGAGCUUUUCUGCACAGUUGUAGAACUGCCAUAUAAGGGUAAUGCUACAGCACUUUUUAUCCUUCCUGAUGAAAAGAAAAUGAAGGAUGUUGAAAAUUCUCUCUCCCCAGAAGUUCUGGAAAAAUGGAAAAAUUCACUUGAAGAAAGAUAUAUCGAUCUCUUCUUGCCAAAAUUUUCACUCUCUAGUGACUAUCAGCUUGAGAAGAUUCUUCCCACAAUAGGCAUUGAAGAAGUCUUUACUAGCCAAGCUAAUCUUUCUGGCAUAGCUGGACAAAAUAACCUGAAAGUUUCCAAAGUGACCCACAAGGCUGUGAUGGAUGUAGAUGAGGCUGGAACAGAGGCUGCAGCUGCCACAGGCAUGGAGUUUGUACUUACAUCAGCUUUUUUAGUUCCAGUCGUUUCAUUCAAUAGACCAUUCUUGACAGUCAUAUAUAAGGAUAUAAUGCUUUUUAUGGGGAAAGUUGUCAACCCUAAUAGUGCACAGUCCUCUUGAAGAAGAAGGUGAUGGCAGGCCAGAAACUAACAAACUUGGAACUAAAGGGGACAGGAUAUCUAAUCCCAGGUGACUCUGUCAUAUAUUGGGUGACCCUGGGCUAGCCCUGUCUUCUCUGUAAAUAUGACCUUCUACAUCUGUUUUAAAAAAAGUCCUCUCAACAUACCUUGAAGUGUGUAUUGAUUAUAUAAACACUUUUGGAAUAGUUUGGAAAUGCUUGACAAAUUUUGGACACCAUUGCCUUAAAAAUGAAAUAUUAAGCUUAUUUUUCAUUAUAAUAAAUAAAUACAUCAUCAAGAAAC
Molecule: messenger RNA, 1776 nt
Organism: Gracilinanus agilis (Agile Gracile Mouse Opossum)
Lineage: Eukaryota; Metazoa; Chordata; Mammalia; Didelphimorphia; Didelphidae
Product: alpha-1-antichymotrypsin-like
Exons: 5
Coding region: 164-1474 (436 amino acids)
Biological process (GO): negative regulation of endopeptidase activity
Molecular function (GO): serine-type endopeptidase inhibitor activity
Source: RefSeq, a predicted model, not a curated record